This is a messenger RNA of Sungouiella intermedia, 1575 nucleotides long. NCBI's taxonomy places the organism in Eukaryota, Fungi, Ascomycota, Pichiomycetes, Serinales, Metschnikowiaceae. The record is from the annotation of a GenBank genome assembly.
AUGGUUCCGGUUAAAUAUCCCGGCGUAUCCGCCGGCUCCUUGCACCGUCUUUUGUGGAACCAGGCUAUGAUCGCUCAUCGUCGCUAUGUGUCCUUCACACCUGCGUCGCAACUCACGAUUAAUGACUUGAAUGAGUCAACUUUGGAAGCAAAGUACGCAGUCAGAGGAAAAAUCCCAAUUCGUGCUGAUGAAUUGCGUUCCCAGAUCGAGAGCGAUCCUGAAAACCACGGUUUGCCUUAUGACCGUAUCAUUAGUGCCAACAUUGGAAACCCCCAGCAAUUGGACCAGAAACCUUUAUCUUGGUACCGUCAGGUAUUGUCAUUGAUGCAAUACCCUAACUUGAUCAGCAAAAUUGAUGGCUUGGAUAGUGAAGUUAAGGACAAGUUGUAUCCACCGGAUGUGGUGGAGAGGGCCAAGAAGUUAUUGAAGAGUACUGGUUCUGUUGGUGCGUAUUCUGGUUCUCAAGGUGAUGCUACAGUGAGAAAGUCGGUAGCUAAGUUCAUUUCGGAGCGUGAUGGCUACCCUGCUAAGCCUGAAGAUAUCUUUUUGACAGGCGGUGCUUCUGCUGCUGUUCUGUACUUGAUCCAAGUUUUGUCUGCUGGUAAAGAUACCGGUUUCUUGAUUCCAAUUCCUCAGUAUCCAUUGUACACUGCCUCCAUUGCAUUGAACAACGCCGUCCCAAUUGGCUACUACUUGGACGAGGACAACCACUGGUCCACGGACCCCGAGCAAAUCCGCAGCUUGAUCAAGGAAAACAAGGACAAGGGUGUCAACCCUAAGGCCCUUGUGGUGAUCAACCCAGGAAAUCCUACUGGUGCCAUUUUGUCUGAAGAGGACAUUGCUGCCAUCAUUGACAUUGCUGCUGAGCACGGUCUUGUGCUUAUUGCCGAUGAGGUGUACCAGGAGAAUGUUUUUGAAGGCAAGUUCGUGUCUAUGAAGCAGGUAUACGCCAAGAUGCUAGCAGAGAAACCUGAAAUCUACAAGAAUGUCCAGCUUGCCUCGUUGCAUUCCACCUCGAAGGGUGUCAGUGGAGAGUGUGGUCAGAGAGGUGGAUACAUGGAGUUGGUAGGCUUCUCCAAGGAGGUCAGAGAUAUCAUUUUCAAAUUGGCAUCUAUCAAUCUUUGUCCUGUUGUUUCCGGCCAGGCUCUUGUAGAGUUGAUGAUCAACCCUCCAAAGGAAGGCGAUGCCUCCUACCAAUUGUACCAUCACGAAACCAGCUCUAUCCACCAUGACUUAAUGAAGAGAUCGACCUUGUUGUACGAGGCUUUCUGCAAAAUGACGGACUUGAAGUGCAACAAACCUCAGGGUGCCAUGUAUCUCUUCCCUAGCUUGUUGUUUACCAAGGAGAAGUAUCCUACUUUGUUCGAGAAGGCAGAUGAGUUGAACUUGACGGCUGACGAGUUUUACUGUACCGAAUUGUUGGAGAACACCGGUAUCUGUUGUGUUCCUGGUAACGGAUUCGGUCAAGUUCCAGGCACUUACCAUUUGAGAACCACCUUUUUGCCUCCAGGAACUGCUUGGAUUGAUCAGUGGGCCAAGUUCCACGACAAGUUCAUUGCCGAGUACAAACAGUAA